AUGAGCAACGAUUAUAAUUAUAUGUUCAAAUUCAUAGUAGUAGGAGACACAAAUGUAGGAAAAUCUUGUUUAUUGUUGCAAUUUACAGAAAACAAAUUUUGCGAUCAUACGGAAAGCACAGUAGGCGUCGAAUUUGGCUAUAAGACAAUAAAAUUAAAUGAUUAAUCGAUAAAACUGCAAAUUUGGGACACAGCAGGCUAAGAUUCGUUCAAAUCGAUCACAAGAUCUUAUUAUCGAGGAGCGAUUGGAGGAUUACUUGUAUUUGAUUUUAGUAGAAGAUCAACAUUUGAAGACAUCAAAAAAUGGUUAAGAGAAAUAAAAACUUUUUCUUGCGAUAAGAUUGAAUUAGUACUUGUUGGCAAUAAAUCUGAUUUAUAAAAGAAAGAUGUAACAAUUUAAGAAGUUGAAGAGUAUGCAUAAUAAGAGAAGUUAGAUUUUUAUGAAACUUCAGCUAAAACAGGGAAGAAUGUAGAUGUUGUCUUUGAAAGUGUAGCUAAUAAAAUUUUAAGAAAAAUCGAAACCAAAUAAAUUAAUUUAGAUGAUUAAAUGUUAGGAAUUAAGGUGAAUUUUAAUGGGAAAAUGAAAAAAAAGUAAAAGUCUCAAAAUAAUCUUUCUCCAUCUUACAAUAUAACAUUGAAUGGAAAAUAAAAUGAAGAAGAGAAGAAUGACAAAAAAAGUUGUUGUUGA
Messenger RNA from Paramecium tetraurelia, 687 nucleotides. RefSeq lists its product as uncharacterized. The record is from RefSeq and is a predicted model, not a curated record. NCBI's taxonomy places the organism in Eukaryota, Ciliophora, Oligohymenophorea, Peniculida, Parameciidae. Gene Ontology annotation, molecular function: GTPase activity; GTP binding. The transcript has 4 exons. Gene Ontology annotation, cellular component: Golgi apparatus.